GCUCGAGAUUGGCAUCGGAAGUUCUGAGUUGUUUUCACAGCGACGCAAAAGCUGACGAUUUGGGAAAUGCCGCCUUUGUGAUCGAUUUCUGUGGUCUUCCGUGUGUCACUUAAAACCCUCGGAUUAUCCAAUUCGUGUUCCUCGAGAUGUUCAUAACUUUCAAGCGGGAUAAGAGAUGAGUAGCUCCGUAGAAGACUGGCUUCGAUCGCUCGGCUUCAUCCACUACACACAAGCAUUUCUGGAUAAUGGCUACGAUGAACUCGAAAUUUGUAAAGAGAUUGGAAAGGAGGAUUUGGAUGCGAUUGGUGUUAGGAACUUCAAGGACAGGACAGAUAUUCUGAAUGCUGUUGAACGCUUAAAACAGAGUGGUACCGCUGUGUACUUCGUCCUUGAAGGAGGUACUGACAGCGAGCCCUUACAAGCGCAGCCUGAACGUGAUACAUACCUCCCCGUUUCGUUGAAGAUGAUGUUGCACGAUAAACUUGAAGAAGACAAAAUCGAUUUAACCACACAUCCGUACUCUAAACAGGAUGGCUCUGAGGGAUGUCUAGAUACACUGGUAACCCUGUAUGCUGAUAAGUUUUACACAUAUGAGGAACACGUGCUGAGAGCUUUAAGAAUUCUACGACAGAACAAAGUAGAAAAGGAAGGAGCUUAUGAUAGUUCCUCUUCACAGUUUUCAGCUCCUCCUCAUUCUCAUGAAAGACACAGUUCAACAAGGCAUUCUUCAAAAUCCAGGUAUUCAGAUGAUCACAAUGAAGAACCCACAUCUGAGGAUGAUGUUCAUCAUAGAUCUGUCUCUUCUGAAGACCCAAGUAGUCCAGCUGGGAGAGGUUGGAUCCCAGCUGACUACUUGGAUGUUGACAGCCCAGCCCAGCGUGGUAAGAAGGAAAAGAAACGAAGGAAGGUAGAAAGAAAUACUAAGCUUUCAAGGAGUUUAGACUCUUUGAAAGAGUUACAUGUCAAUGUGGAGCCAAAACCAAGGGACAGAGAAGCAUCCUCUUUAAAAUCAAAACCAUUUAGAUUCAGACUGUUUCAUGGUGGCAGCAAGAAGAAGAACCAUGGAAAUGAGAUAAAGAAGCAGCCUUUGGAGAAAAAGCUGUCAAAUCAAAAGAAAGAGGAUUAUAAUGUGCUGGCAUCAGCCAUUAAAAUGGGAGAGGAAGAUCGCAUGGCACUCAUGAUCAUGGUCAAACAAGGGGAACUCACAGUAGAAGAAGCUGUAGAACAGUUGAAGAGAUAUGAAGAAGACAGCAGAAAUGAUGAUUAUUUAAAACCUAAGAAUGACUUUUCUUGUGAAGAUGAAAAGAUGGGCAAUAAACCCAAAUUAAAACGUGGUAUUUUCGGAAAGAGCACAAAGAGAAAAUCAAGUAGCAGACCCUCAUCUGAGUUUAUUGCAAGUGAAAUGACGACCAUGAGUGAGGAAGAUAGAAUUAACUUGAUGAGGAGUGUCAAGAAUGGAGAGAUGAGUGUUGAGCAGGCACUCAAACGAUUCGUCAGCUAUGAAGAGAAACAUAAAAGAUGUGAUUCAGAUGAUGCUUCUUCUUCGAGGCCCGCUAGGGAAUCGCCCAGAUUACCUAAAAGUUCUGGAUUUUCACGGAUCAGUAUCAAGAGAGUGUCUGGUGCCCUGUCGUCAGCUUCAUUUAGAUUGUCUGGUAAUCCUGCUCUAGAACCAAAUAGUGUAUUUUACACUGGAGUGGAGGGUGCAAACGCAGGGGGAGACGGUGGUAGUGUCGACAGCAGUAUGAGCUCAGGAGAUGAGGUCCUGGGAACUAACGACUCCUCCCCAGCCCCAUCUCCAAAAAGGUUGCUGGCGAACGUUCAGGGCGUAAAUAAGUCACCGCACAGCUCAUCCAGCAGUGUGGAGAGCAUGGGGAGAGCGGAUGAGAAACCGGUCACUUGCGCCUCUCCACACAGGCAGCCCAACUUCUUGUCUGAGAUGAAAGCGGUGCUGGGAAAGCAAGCUCAGUCUGUUGACAAUAUUGCUACAGAGGGAGUAGAUGUUAAAUUACAGCAAGAGCAGAAGUCUCGACAACCUCUCCCUGGCAGGCAAGCAUCGCUUCCUGUGAAAGAGACUCAAAGGAUCACUCCUUUAUCUAAUCCUACGGAUUCCCUGAAAAUGGAACCUGAUGUGCCAGCCAGACCAGGGUCCACAGUGUCGGUACCUCAUAGGGCACCUCCUCCCGUACCUACACGGCCAAGUUCCAAGAAUUUUGAGGACCGAAGGAAGUCCGGUGAUGCUCAAACAGAUGAAACGCCCCUAUCAAAUGAUUUAGGGAAGGAGAUCAAAUCGAAUGACCCUUUACUAGAAACGAAAACUCUUGAAUCUGCAAAGCUUAAAAAUAAUCAAAAUCGGAAACCAGUAUUAGGAAAAACGAAAGGAGACGAGCUAUCGGAGGGUCAGGGUUACCUUAAACCUGUCUCAGUGGAACAAAAAGGCGACGGCAUUAUUGGCGAAGGGGUGAAAAAGCCUAGACACAGACCCCCUCCCCUGCCACCUCGACCCAAGAACUCAACAACUGCUCGGGAAGACACGGUGGCUCGCAGUGUGGAGACUCAAACCAGUCCUCCGCCUGCUAAUGCGUCACAGCGCCAUAAGGACUCAAAAUUAGCUGCUUCAACUGAGGAGGUUUAUAAAGUGCCUGUCGUUCACAACGCCAGCGAGAAACCACAGCUUAAACCCAAACCCAAACCAAAGCCAAGACCGCGCGCAAAAAUGACUGAAACACAGGACACAGAAGAUGAGCUGUAUACAGCAGUACCCCCACCACGCCCUGUGGAGGGGGCGACAUCAGAAGUUAUGCGAACCCAUGGGGAAUCUAGUAGCAGCAGUAUGGAAACAAACAUGGAUAGAGCAGAAAGUAAACCGUCAAUUACGAAAAGAACUGAGUUAGGGGUUUCGAAAAACGAAGCAGGGGAUGACUCUUCUCCGCCAGUCCCGGCGCCACGAGUUAAACGACCCUCGCACUCAUUAGGGGAGAUGAUUGAAAGAAAACUGCAUAUAGAACGCAUCGAUCUAACUCAGAAACCCUACACAGAUGCGAAUGGUUGUUGGGGUGUACCAGUGAACCUUGUGGACCGAUACGCUGAAGAACUCCGCCGAUCACACGAAGAACUCGCUAAUAUUUUGGAGAGAUUGAGGAUCCGGAAGCUAAAGAAAGCUGGUAGAACAGCUGUUCCUUGUAACGUAUCGGAAUUAGAAUUUACAAGAGAUCCUCUCGGAAGCCUGGAAAGUAUGGAAGAGUGGCUGAUUUCAUUAGGCCUGCCCAUGUACAUCACAAGUCUUGCUGAAGUGGAAUAUGACGACAUGGCGGCCAUGCCUGGUAUGGAGGAGAGACAUUUCCAAUUUGCGGGUAUAUCGGACCCCAGGCACAUGAGUCGGCUAUUGACCUCAGUGGCAGAGAUGUCUAGUUGACAAGAAAUAAGGGACCCCAAAAAUGAGCUUCACCAUAGAGUUCCCUGAAAGGCCUGAGAUAUUUGGAGCCUUUUCGAACCAAGUAUGUCAAAGGAAUCAUCGUCAGCCUUGACAAAAUAGUUACUUGUCACCCAAAGAAGUUAAAUUGACAAAAUUGUUGUGAAGAGUGCGUUUCAAGGACGUUACAAUUGAGAAAUAUGAAACAUUAAGAUAUCAACGAAUAACCAGAAAUUCUAAUAAAUUCAUACAUAGGUGAAUUGUAAAUUACAUUGCAGGAAGGAUCUGCUUGUGGAGUUAACAAAAUGAGCGAAACCGGCUUUAUUAAGAGUCGAGCAAGCGAAACGUAAUACUAAUUGUCCGUUGUGCAAUUGUAAACCGGCUGCACUGUACGUACGGUGCUUCUGUGUAUUAUUUGAAAUAAAUCAACGUGGAAAAAGC
Stylophora pistillata is the source of this 3850-nucleotide messenger RNA. RefSeq lists its product as uncharacterized. NCBI's taxonomy places the organism in Eukaryota, Metazoa, Cnidaria, Anthozoa, Scleractinia, Pocilloporidae. The record is from RefSeq and is a predicted model, not a curated record. Gene Ontology annotation, molecular function: protein binding.